GGAUCGGGAGGGGCAGAAAGAAAACCAUCCCACCUCUCCUUUUUGAUUCCCUUAUCAGUGUCUCUCUUCGCUUCAUCCAAAAAGCAAGAUUUAAAGAAACGUCACAAGCUUUCCCUUCCCUCAAAUCCUUCCUUUUGGAAUGCAUAGAAAUCAGACAAUCAAAUCUUCACUCCCAACAAUCUCAGACGCACGACCGACAAUCUCAAUCCCCACAAUCCCAUCUUCCCAGGAUAUAAAGCUUCCUAGGGUUUGAUUCAAUCCUGAAUUUGUUGUUUCUUCCUUCAAGUUUUGAGUGUUUUGAUUGAUUGAAUGAUUGUGCCUUUCCCCCGCAAUAAUCAAGUUAAGAUUUUGAUUCCUACCCACAAGAAUUCUUCGUAUCCUCUCAACUGGGCAUCCCUCACUUUCCUCUUGAUUCUGAUAUUGAGCCCGCAAUCCCUCUUUCCGCCGAUCGAGUGUUCAGGAACCGCCAUGAAGGUCCACCCAGUCCCCACCAAGAAGAGGAACAUUACGGUCCAAUACGACUUGAGCUCCGCGCGGGGCGCUUCCGCGGUCGGGUCCUACCACAGCAAGAAGCUCAGGAGGCUGCCUCACAUAUUCAGCCGGGUGCUGGAGCUGCCCUUCCGCUCGGAUGCCGACGUGGAGGUGGAGGAGGGCCCCGGUUUCUUCCGCUUCGUGGCGGAGACCGACGGGAUUGUUGGGGAUGUCCGGGCCCACACUGUCGAGAUCCAUCCGGGGGUUACCAAGGUUGUGGUGAGGCCAAAUGGGUCCCUGGAGCUGCUCCCCCUGGACCAAUUGGAGCUUGAUAUGUGGCGGUUCCGCCUGCCUCAGUCAACUCGGCCCGAGCUCGCCAGUGCAGUCUGUGUUGAUGGGGAGUUAAUUGUGACGGUGCCGAAGGGGGAGGAAGAGGAAGAAGAGGAGCUGGAGGAUGGUGAAGGUGAGGUGUGGGAAGGAGGUAAUGGGAAUAGACUUGUACUUGUACAGUAAUAAACAUAACUCUUGUUUUUAUUGUUGUGUAAUGUCAAGCCUUUUGCUCUGGCCAAGUCAUUUGGCGAGCAUUUAGUAUGCAAGCUUAGGUUUCUCGGGUUCGGACUAGUCACUUUGUGGCACUUCAAUUCAGAUAUAUGAUGAUAAGAGACGCUGUUCUUUGUUCUUCUCCACGCUUCAA
Molecule: messenger RNA, 1165 nt
Organism: Punica granatum (pomegranate)
Lineage: Eukaryota; Viridiplantae; Streptophyta; Magnoliopsida; Myrtales; Lythraceae
Source: RefSeq, a predicted model, not a curated record